AUGCCGCUGGGCCUGAAGCCCACUUGCAGCGUCUGCAAGACCACGUCGUCCUCCAUGUGGAAGAAGGGUGCGCAGGGGGAGAUCCUCUGCCACCUCUGCACAGGCCGGGGCGGCGCAGGCGGCGGCGGCUCCUGCCCAGGGGCGGCCGGCGGCGCAGGGGGCGGCGGCGGCGGCGGCGGCGGCGGGGGCGGCUUCGGCGCCACGACUUUCGCCAGCACCUCGGCCGCCCCUCCGCAGAGCAACGGGGGCGGGGGCGGCAAGCAGAGUAAGCAGGAAAUUCACAGGAGGUCCGCUCGGCUCAGAAACACUAAAUACAAAUCUGCUCCAGCUGCUGAAAAGAAAGUUUCCACUAAAGGGAAAGGGAGAAGACAUAUUUUUAAAUUAAAAAAUCCCAUCAAAGCUCCUGAGUCUGUUUCCACCAUAAUCACUGCAGAAUCAAUCUUCUACAAGGGAGUCUAUUACCAGAUUGGAGAUGUUGUUUCUGUAAUUGAUGAACAAGAUGGAAAGCCCUACUAUGCUCAGAUCAGAGGUUUUAUCCAGGACCAGUACUGUGAGAAGAGUGCGGCGCUGACGUGGCUCAUUCCCACCCUGGCUAGCCCCAGGGACCAGUUCGACCCUGCGUCCUACAUCGUGGGACCAGAGGAGGAUCUUCCAAGGAAGAUGGAAUACUUGGAAUUUGUCUGUCAUGCACCUUCUGAAUAUUUCAAGUCACGUUCGUCACCAUUUCCCACAGUUCCCACCAGACCAGAGAAGGGCUAUAUAUGGACUCAUGUUGGACCUACUCCUGCAAUAACUAUUAAGGAAACAGUUGCCAACCAUUUAUAG
This is a messenger RNA of Rangifer tarandus platyrhynchus (Svalbard reindeer), 825 nucleotides long. Lineage: Eukaryota; Metazoa; Chordata; Mammalia; Artiodactyla; Cervidae. The record is from the annotation of a GenBank genome assembly.